CGCCGCGCGAAGCGAAGGGUGGGGGACAGGAUGCAGCGAGGGGUCCUUUCCUGUGCCCGGACCCGCCGCUGCCCACCCACCCACACACGCUGCGAGGGUGGCUGGUUCCCUCCCAGGGCCCGAGGUCCGGAUGCGCCUGCCGAAGGGCGCGCGAACCCCACCCCUCCGGGAUCCCUGCGCGGGGGCUGCAUCGCAGGUGGUGUGGGCAAAGGUCAAAAAACUGUCAGUCAAGAGAAGGCUGAGAAGGUGAGAAGUGGUUGAAAGAAGGCUUAUAAAGAAAGAAAAAAGUCUAACUAUCAAAACGGCUUACUGCGGGAGAAGCCCCGAGAUAGGCCAGGCCUAUUGCUCUGGGCUGGCAGGAGGUCUGUUCAACCACUGCUGGCCAGGCCAGGCCGAGGUGAGGUGUGCUGAGGCAGGAGCUUCCUUUUCCUACGGAGGAACCUUCCCCGGACCGCCGGCGCCACUACCACCACCAGCCGCUGGCAUGGGGGAGAAAUCUCACACGUGCCCCUACUGCGGGAAAGGCUUCCGGCGCAAUUCGCACCUGACCCGACACAUGGCCACCCAUUCCGGGCUCCAGCGCCCCUUGGGCGGGAAGCGCCUCGGGCAGCAGGUGCAGGAAGAGGACCGGCCAUUCAGCUGCAGCUACUGCGGGAAGAGCUUUGCCAAGAGCGCCCACCUGGCGCGGCACCAGGAGACCCAUUCGGGGGAGAGGCCCUACAAGUGCACCUACUGCGGGAAGGCCUUUGGGCGCAACUCCCACCUCACCCGGCACCACAGCACGCACACCGGGGAGCGCCCGUACGAGUGUGGCGUCUGCGGCAAAGCUUUCACGCGCAGCGCCCACGUCACCCGACACCAGGGCACACACACCGGGGAGAGGCCUUUCCGCUGCACGCGCUGCGGCAAGCGCUUCACCCGCAGUGCACACCUGCAGCGCCACCAAGGCAUCCACAGCGGGGACAAGCCCUUCUCCUGCGGCGACUGCGGGAAGGGCUUCACCCGCAACGCCCACCUGGAGCGCCACCGUGCCACGCAUUCGGGGGAGAAACCUUUCAAGUGUGCCAGCUGCGGGAAAGGGUUUGGGGCAGCCUCCCACCUUGUAAGGCACCAGAGAACCCAUAAAGUUUAGUCAACUGGGUUGGUCCUAUAUCCAUCCAAACGGGGGGUGAGAAAUGGCCAGUAUUGGACGUACGUUUGUCUUUAUGUCAGGAUGGCUCUCCCCUCCCCCCAACUUUUCUCCAUGCUAUAAAAUAACCUGAGUGUUUAGCUGCUGUAAUUUGAGAGAGAACUGGGCAUAGCAAACUCAGCAGUGGUUGGUCCCUGGUCUGCACAAAGACUGAAGCAAUGUGUACUUCACACACUCAGUUCAUUUGCAGACCUAAUUAUAAUUUUAAAUGAUGGAACUGCAGGUUGUUCUGCUACUUCUUUCAGAGUGGGAAGGACAGUGUCAAAUCUUCCCGACACCACCUGUAUGAGGAGGUGGGUGUUUUUCCUUCUCUUCAGUAUGGCAAAUGAAGGCCACCCUUUUUAAAUUUCCACUUGGCUAUCAAGAAAUAUGCUGUGCGUCAAAAGUAAGAAACUCUGAAAGAACACUUAGACUUGAGGUGUUUGCAAUCCCCCAUGCACACCUCCAGCAUCUCAACGGAUGUGUGAGCAUGUUGUAAUCAUGCCAAUCUGCAGAGU
This is a messenger RNA of Lacerta agilis (Sand lizard), 1686 nucleotides long. RefSeq names its product zinc finger protein 436-like. The record is from RefSeq and is a predicted model, not a curated record. Bases 485 to 1132 code for a protein of 215 amino acids. Gene Ontology annotation, biological process: regulation of transcription by RNA polymerase II. NCBI's taxonomy places the organism in Eukaryota, Metazoa, Chordata, Lepidosauria, Squamata, Lacertidae. The transcript has 2 exons. Gene Ontology annotation, molecular function: RNA polymerase II cis-regulatory region sequence-specific DNA binding; DNA-binding transcription factor activity, RNA polymerase II-specific.